Molecule: messenger RNA, 1287 nt
Organism: Seminavis robusta
Lineage: Eukaryota; Bacillariophyta; Bacillariophyceae; Naviculales; Naviculaceae
Source: the annotation of a GenBank genome assembly
AUGCCUUCGCACACUUACACCGCCUUUCAACCGAUCAAAGCACAGAUCGAAGAAGGAGCACGGCAUCUCUUGGAUCUCAACGUUGCACAGCUGGAAGCAAAGUUCCCGGCUCUCAAAGAAGCUCUCGAGUUGGACAAAGAAGCUGGAGACUCUCGCCAGCGACACAAUUUCAGCUCCACCUGGUCCAAAUUCAAGCAGAAGCACAGACAACAGAAAAUGUCCAGCGCGAACACUCUACUAGGUACUCCUCUACAAGCCACCCCUGGCAUGUACCACGCUGGGUUUGGGCCUUCUACACAUGGCGGGGUGACGUACUUCGCCGCAUCGGGCGUUGCUGGGGCGACUGUUGGUAGUGUGCCUAUGCAACCAUCACUUGCUCCGCAUUUUGGACACGGUGUUCCGAUGUACGGUGUUCCACCUUCGCCAGCGCCGACGAGUCUUGGCUAUCCUGCGCAGCUGUACGCCCAAAGCUUUCAGCCGCAGUAUGGGCAGAUGGUACAGCAGCAGCCGCAGCCGUUGCCACAAUCGACUGGAGCUCCGAUUGAAACUUCGCUGAUUCCGACUACCGAACAGCUCUAUACGUAUCGUUGUUCGGGUCCUGAAGAGCUCUCUGGAGCCUUCCAAGCCUAUGGAACGAAGGUCUUCAGGGCUGGUAGCGAUGCCAAUGUUUCUGUCGUGCAGGAGGCACGCAUCCUACUUGGUGGUCCAUCAUUGACUGAGGAGGAGCACGAAAUAGAAAUGACGAAUCAAAUGGUGACGAUCAUGGAGCAAAAGGCGUUUGAGCUGGAGCAGUAUGCUUCGAACGAAACUAGCAAGGCAGAACAGACGUUACGUACAGCUCAACAGAGAGAGCUCGAGGCCAAGAAUUGGCGUCAAGUCAUUCAAUCUUGCAAAGAGCGCCAGGCCAAGGCAAUCAGCUUGAUCGGGCAGGUCGGAAAUGGCAACCUUCGCCCGACAGCAGCUGUUCCAGCCGCCGCAACACAGAGUGCUCCUGCCGCGACGGCCCCUACGACUCCUGGAGCAAACAAGGGUCUCUCUUCGGAUGUCCCAAGUGCCGACAUGGCCCCAGGCGGUGGAUUCGGUGGAUUCAGCAGCAAUCGCAGCAACCCAAUCGCAGUUGGCGGCGGAGCGCAGCAGGGCGGUAACGCCCCUUUCCCCAACUCGGACAUCUCCAACACGUCCAACUUGAACGGUGGCGGCUCGGGCUUAACUUUUGGUUCGACUUUGCAGCUCUCGGCCGACGGAAAGGAACCCACUCCUACAAACCACACAAGCGAGCUCGCAUGA